CCCCGCCUGGUCCCCCAGCAGCGCAGCCCGCAGCCAGGGCGGCCGGGCGACAGGAGGUGGCGGCGGCAUGAGCUACUACUACCAGCUACCAGUGGUGAUCGACAACGGCUCAGGAGUGAUCAAGGCAGGCCUGGCCGGGUCGCGGGAGCCCCAGUUUGUCUACCCGAACAUUAUUGGCCGGGCCAAAGGACAGGGCCGUGUAGCGGAGGGCGGGCUGGAAAUGUAUGUAGGUGACCAAGCGCAGGAACGGAGAAACUCGCUGUCCAUCAGCUACCCAGUGGAGCGUGGUCUCAUUACUUCCUGGGGGGACAUGGAGGUCAUGUGGAAGCAUAUCUAUGAUCAUAACCUGAAGCUAAAGGCCUGUGAUGGCCCCGUGUUGAUUUCGGAGCCAGCACUGAACCCACUGGCCAACCGGCAACAGAUCACUGAAGUAUUUUUUGAGCAGCUGGAGGUUCCUGCCUUUUAUAUGUCUAUUCAGGGGGUGCUGGCUCUCUUUGCUGCUGGCUUCACAACUGGUUUUGUGCUGAAUUCAGGUGCUGGGGUUACCCAGUGUGUGCCCAUCUUUGAGGGGUACUGCCUGCCUCAUGGUGUCCAGCAGCUAGCUCUGGCAGGCCUUGACCUCACCAACUACCUCAUGAUGCUGUUGAAGGAACAUGGCAUCAUGCUGCUUAGCGCUGCAGACAGAAAGAUUGUUGUAGACAUUAAGGAAACAUCUUGUUAUGUUGUAAUGAACUACGAAGAGGAAAUGGCCAAGAAACGCGAUUCUAUAGAGAAAGUUUACCAACUACCUGAUGGGAAGAUGAUCAAGCUCUAUGACCAACUCUUUCAUUGUCCAGAGGCCCUCUUCUCUCCACAUCUUAUGAAUCUUGAGACCCCUGGCAUCGAUAAGUUGUGUUUCAGCAGCAUAAUGAAAUGUGAUACAGAUCUGAGGAAUUCAUUUUUCUCCAAUAUUAUCCUUACUGGGGGAUCAACUUCUUUCCCCGGUUUAGACAAGCGGCUAGUUAAAGGUGUAGCAAAUAUGGUACCUGCCAAUACACCUGUGCAAGUUACAGUUCCCCCAGAAAGGAAACUAUCAGUGUGGAUGGGAGGCUCUAUUCUUGCAUCCCUGUCUGCUUUCCAGGACAUGUGGGUCACUAAGGCAGAAUUUAAUGAAGUUGGACCUAACAUAGUACAUCAAAGAUGCUUCUGAAUACAGAUAAAAUGGUUAGAAAAAAAUGUUUGGAGUAUAUGUGACAAAACUUUGGAUAUUAUAUGUAUCUGGGAGAACAGAAAGUAUUUCAGUUGUUAGAAUGUCCAUGUCUCUUGCAUUUUUGUGAUGGGUGAAGCAAACAACAUAUUUCUUGAGUAGAACCAAAUUAAAUGCUAGAGGAAACAUUA
Hyaena hyaena (striped hyena) is the source of this 1377-nucleotide messenger RNA. It is a transcript of the gene ACTRT3, whose product is annotated as actin related protein T3. Lineage: Eukaryota; Metazoa; Chordata; Mammalia; Carnivora; Hyaenidae. The transcript has 2 exons. The record is from RefSeq and is a predicted model, not a curated record. Bases 68 to 1189 code for a protein of 373 amino acids.